AUGUCUGUGAUGUCCAAAAAGCCUUCAGAAUCUGUAUUUGAAGCUUCUUCCAUAGAUGAUUCAACGUUGUGGCCAGAAUGGUCCGAUGCGGCGUUAAACAAGGAAAAUUGGGCUCAUCCCAAAAAUGGACCGGAUGGUUUGUUUCUCGAUACACAGCUCGUUCAAUUACCCCCAUCUUUAGUACCUCAUAAGUGGAUAAGAGCAAAGAAUUUAGACAAUCUAAAUGGACAACUGACAGUAUUUGUCGCCAAUUCAAAGAGUUCAGACCAUAUCGCGAAUAACAAACACUUAUUACACAGUCAGGUAAUCUAUGUUAAUUCAGAUAUGCCCGUACUUUCUAACAAAAUCUUUCAAAGCAAAUACGUCGUAAGAUUAUAUUUCUUGGGAGCUUGGCGUCGGAUUCUCGUGGAUGAUAUGAUACCAGUGAAUGAAGAGAAAGUACCACUUUUACCUCGAACUACUAAUAAUUUUGAAUUAUGGCCCAUGCUUCUUUCAAAGGCUCUAUUGAAAUUGUGCUCUUUGACCUGGACGGACUAUUACGAGAUCGUAGAUUUCCAUCCUGUCACGUGUUUAACAGGAUGGGUUUGUUUGCGAUUAGAGGUAGAAUAUCUGUCACCCCAAGAUAAAUGGGACUUUUUGAGACGGUAUGCAGACCAUUUCGAAUGGGAAGCGGAAGUUACAGAGCAGCAAAGUCAGGAAGCUUCGAGGUCUAAGGAAAGUAAAGAGGAGAGAAAGUCUAAAGAAACGACGAGGACGAAAAAAUCCAAGGAUACGAAUCUUACGAGAAGAUCCAACAACACUGCUGAUACGAAAAAGUCCAAGAAAACCGAUCGAUCGAGGAAAUCGAAUAAUAAUCAGAAGCUCAGCGCCUUGAUUAAGCCACAACCAGUUACUCUGUUUCUCGGUUUGAAAGAUAUGAAUGAAGUAUCUUCAGAAAUUGUGCCGGAAAUAGCACCAUGUUGGGAUCAUUUUAUUUAUAUAGCUCAGUCACGCGAUAUUCCGUUGGAUCCGAAAGAUGUGAAGCCUCCGUUAGCAAGAUGGAAAUUUUAUCGUUGGUUAAAAUGGGCGAUCAAUGAAGGAAUAAUCGAUCCGGUUGAAUACUUCGUACCGAUUCGAUCCCUGAAAAUAGUCAGCCCUUUGAGGAAAUGCGAGGAUAGCGUGAUGAACAAAUACAUCACGACAACUAUAGAGGAUGAUCUUCAAGACGAAACUGUCAAUGAUAAAUCGAAAACAAACGAAACGAGUCAGAAAGAUAGGGCUCGUGAAAUGUCGAAGGAAGAGAAGAAAAUUUCGGUAGAUUUUUUAGAGGACAUUAGCUUCUGGGCAGAUUUUAACAAAAUGGAACCCUACGUGAAAGACGUACAUUUUUUCUAUAAACUAGAUUACUUUCAAUACAGUAUGAAACUGUCAGAUCGAUUUGCACCGAAACAACCAAACGAUGAAAAAUCUGAAACUAAAAAAGAGAGUAAGAAGGGUAGCAGGAGAAGUUCACCGUCUAAAACAACGUUCAAAGACUCUGAAUUCAUCGACACUUAUAGUUGGCCUCAAAAAAUGUCAAAAACCAGAAACGAGCCGCUAUAUGUCUUCACCGAUUCGUUGGAAGAGAAGUUCUUUCUCAUCGACUUUGCAACAUUCCAAAUUUCCAUCGAAAUUGUCGAAGACGUCGACGAUGAAACUGCAAUCCCCAGAACGAAAUUAAAGGGAAAUAAAGAUUGUCUAAGUAUAGAAGAGCAUUGUUGGUUUCGCAAGCCAGAAAAAUCCAUCUUGGUCUCCGUUUUAACUGCUGGGACUAAAUCAACCGUGAUGGAAAUAGAUCGAGGGAGACACCUUUUACGAGUUUACUGUCACUCAGAAUCCGAUUGCUUCAUAUCUAUCUCAUCGGAUACGGUUUUCCACGUGGGGGACAGGCGAAGGAUGUAUCAACUAAUGUGCACAGAAUCUGAAACGGUCGAUCAGAUGGCAAGGCACAUCAGCAACUCCGUCUGUAGCGUCUAUCAAGCGUUUGGCACUGAAAGAUACUCGGAAGCCUUGAAGAUUUACUACAAAAGCUACUUGCCACCGGUUGAAGAUCGAAAGGUGAGGAACAAGUUGUUCUAUAAUCAGAUACACGACUACUUUAUCGAAGAACAGGUACAAUUAAUUAGAAAAAUCAUGCCUGAAGACGAGGUUCCAGAUAUUCUACGAGCUCUGAGAAUAUUUUUUCUGAAUCAUACUGUUGGUUUAGAAUGCUUCAAAGACGCAACGAUCGUGCUGAAGAACUUAAGAUACGCUAGUCAGCAUCCCACGGAAAAAAUUAUUGUACAAAAUAAGGCUGCAACUGUUAUUCAAGCCUUUUUCAAAACGAUUACCAUUAGAAGAUAUUUGAAAAUACAUAAUCCUCGUCACGAACAGCAUAAUCAAGUUUUACAGAAUCUACUGAAAAUUGCAGAAUUAUAUAAUUAUAAUAAGCGAGAAUCUUUAGCUAAUCAGGUACUGAGGAAUAUAUUGAAGCAUCGUGAUAAAUUACAUGAUAUAUACUAUUGUUCUAAAGACUUCGACUACACCUUGCAAACGCAAGAAUUGAAAGGGACGUUGACAAAUAUCACGCCAAACCAAUGGCUCCCUAUUAUAAGACUCGUGGUGAAUCCUCAACCCUCAGAGACAGUGUUUGCCAGUAUAGAUUUAUUUGUUAACCUACCAAAGUAUAGUGUACGCGUGUUUAAAAAUGAGACAGGUAAAGAAAUACAACGAGUGGUAAACAAUGUGGUACCAACUCGGUACCAGCAUACAAAACUAGGUUACACUAUUUUCUGUUAUGGUUGGAGCGAAGAUCAGACGUUGCAAGAGUUACCUUGGUCCUUAAAUAUAAUUACAAUGAAAGGACAACCUGUGUUCUAUUUUCUAAUUGACGAAGUAUCGUUUCUCACGAUUAACAUGCCUCCUAUAUUAGCUAUAGAAGAAUUAUCCAACAGUUAUAUUCCUAAUUCGAGAAAUUAUAUUUCGAAGUGGAUCGUUCGAGUGGUGAAACCUAGCUUGGUCUCGUUUAGAUUAAGAGUAUCGUACGAGAAAGUAAGAAUGAGAUUGAGAGUUACGGAUGAGGAAGGUCAAGUGUUGUCGCAAAUAAAAGGUACUUGUGUAGUUAUUUUGCCGAUGGUGUAUUUGGAAUUUCGAAGAAAAUCUACUGAAAUUACGCUUCAAAGGGAUAAUUCUGAUAACAUCGAUGAAGAGAAUUCUAGCGAAGAAAAAGUUGAUAGCAACGAAAGUAGAAGUAAGGAUGAUGCGAUACCUCACACGAUUUAUCACGUAGAAGCCUCAGUGCUUGAAAACAGCUGGCCAUUGACCGAAACAGAAUGGAGUCUUGUGUCGGAAUUUAAAGUGAAACCGACAGGCUCUGUUAUUAAAAAGAAACUACCACCUUUUUCGAAUACAGGAAGACUGUCAAAGAGUGAGUCGUUAAGGUCGAGGAGAGUUUCGAAGCAGUCUGUUGAAAGUGUUCCGGCUGUCGAAUCGUCUUAUUGGGUUCUUCAAGUAGUUACUGAUUCUGGAAGCGAAUUAAAGAUAUCCCAAGAUAGGACGAAGGAAAGGGAGAUAGCGAGGAUGAAGGAAGCCUGGGCGAAAGAGAAUCCUGACAGCUUGCAGCGUGGUAGAGAACUCCGUGAAGCUUUCAUAAAGAAACACGAGAUCAAGUCCAAAUGCUCAACGGAUUCGUUUGGAAAGAAACCUUCGAGUCAUCUCGAGAAGUCGUUGACGAAAAGGGAGAGCCAUCGUUUGUCGCACAUCGAGACAUCCAGGAUUUCAAUGGCUCAUUUGGAGAAGAGGACGUUGAAGCCACCUCCGUCCCUUCGUAGACUUCCACCCUUGGAUUUGACUAUCUACGAGGUCAAAGAGAACGAGGAGGACGAAGCAUGGGUAAAGACGGAGUCGGAUGAAGAAAUGCUGCGGAAUAUUCGUACAAUGAAUAUCUUGUACGCUCAAGAAGACUACGCGUAUUUUCUCGAAAAUCUGAACAACCUAUAUAAAAGACAGAAGUACCAAUACGAAACAUUGUAUGGAAGAUAUAUAGAUGCAUUUUUUGAUAGAAGAGGAAUGUUGGAAGACGUGUACGAAGCUCGAAAAGGAUAUAUAGCUAGUACGAAGCCUGUAGCUGCUUCGAGCACCAAGUCUACUAAGAGGAGCAAGAAAUCUAAGAAAACUUAG
Molecule: messenger RNA, 4176 nt
Organism: Bombus pyrosoma
Lineage: Eukaryota; Metazoa; Arthropoda; Insecta; Hymenoptera; Apidae
Product: androglobin-like
Exons: 9
Coding region: 1-4176 (1391 amino acids)
Biological process (GO): proteolysis
Molecular function (GO): protein binding; calcium-dependent cysteine-type endopeptidase activity
Source: RefSeq, a predicted model, not a curated record